This is a messenger RNA of Notolabrus celidotus (New Zealand spotty), 2438 nucleotides long. It is a transcript of the gene dmtf1, whose product is annotated as cyclin D binding myb-like transcription factor 1. Gene Ontology annotation, molecular function: DNA-binding transcription factor activity, RNA polymerase II-specific; RNA polymerase II cis-regulatory region sequence-specific DNA binding. Gene Ontology annotation, biological process: regulation of transcription by RNA polymerase II. Lineage: Eukaryota; Metazoa; Chordata; Actinopteri; Labriformes; Labridae. The record is from RefSeq and is a predicted model, not a curated record. The transcript has 17 exons. Bases 125 to 2104 code for a protein of 659 amino acids. Gene Ontology annotation, cellular component: nucleus.
CCUUCAGUUUGCGGAUAAUCCUCGGACCUGGCAACCCCCCGGCCCUCUGUUCGGAGCCUCCAUCCUGGCACUUUCCUUCAUCCUGGUACCUCGAAGUCCCCGGACCAAAAACAGGAAGUUCAGGAUGAGUUCAGCAGCAGAGGACGAAGACGCUGCAGCGUUAGAAAACGUCAAAUCUGUCACUCUGACUCAGGACAGCGACGGAAGCAUCAUCCUGCACUGUCCUCCAAACGACGAGGACUCAGAGCCCCUACAGAAGAAACUGCGUCUCUCUUCGGACGGACAUGAAGACUCGGACACGCCUCAGUUCUCUGUGGUCACGUUACCCAUAUCAGAGAACGAUGAAGGCUUCGAGGUGACGAUGACGGCCACGGCAGACGGAGAUCUCUCUGAGGAGGGCGUCGCUCAGAUUCAAAUUCUCCAGGAGGACGAGGACUCUCUCUCGCCCAAUCAGAAGGCAGAGGUGUCGCCCGUCAGUCAGGCCUGGUUCACCACCAAAGAGGACAAAGACACGCUGACUAACAAAGGUCACAAGUGGAAGCAGGGGAUGUGGUCGAAAGAGGAGAUCGAUAUUCUGAUGAGCAACAUCGAGCGAUACGUGAAGGGCCGAGGCAUUGAGGACCCGGCAGAGAUCAUCUUUGAGAUGUCCAAAGAGGAGAGGAAGGAUUUCUACCGCUCGGUGGCUCUAGGGUUAAACAGGCCGCUGUUCGCCGUCUACAGACGAGUGCUGCGAAUGUACGACAACAGGAACCACGUCGGGAAGUACACUCCUGAGGAGAUCGAGAAGCUGAAAGCGCUGAGGGAGAAACACGGGAACGACUGGGCGACCAUCGGAGCAGCUCUGGGUCGCAGCGCCUCUUCUGUCAAAGACCGCUGCCGACUGAUGAAGGACACGUGCAACACGGGUAAAUGGAGCGAGGAGGAGGAGAGGCGCCUGGCGGAGGUCGUGUACGAGAUGGCGGGCGUGACGCCUGGAUCGGCGGUCACUGGAGGAGUUUCCUGGGCGACGGUGGCCGAUCAGGUUCGCACGCGCUCAGAGAAGCAGUGUCGGUCGAAGUGGUUGAACUACUUGAACUGGAAACACAGCGGAGGGACGGAGUGGAUGAAGGAGGACGACCUCAGCCUCAUACGCAGGAUCGCAGAGCUGGAGGUGGAGGAUGAGAAUGAAAUAAAGUGGGAGGACCUUGCAGGCGGGUGGAGCAGCGUCCGGUCGCCUCAGUGGCUGCGAUCGAAGUGGUGGAGCAUCAAGAGACAAGUAGCCAAUCACAAGGAGAUCCCCUUCAGCGUCCUCCUAAAAGGUCUCCAGGAGUUGAUGGCGUCCUCACAGACCUCAUCCGGUCCAGGAAGUCCCUCCUCCUCCUCACUCCAGAUCCGCUUCACUCGGUUGGAGGAGAGCGGAGGAAGCAGCCCCGCCCCCAGCUCCGUGGCGGCACUUCAGAUCCCCGUUCAGAUCCCGCUGCAGAUCACACACCUGGCGUCAGACUCGACGGCAGCAGCGGUCAGCGACAGUGAGACCAUCACUCUGAACACCGGCGCUCUGCAGACCUUUGAGAUCCUGCCUUCCUUCCACCUGCAGCCAACCGGCACACCAGGAACCUACUACCUCCAGACGACGUCCAAUCAGGGCCUGCCGCUCAGCCUCUCCACCAGCCAAGGCCUUCCUCUCAGCUUACCCAACAACAGCACUGUUACGCUGACGACAGGCUCCUCCCCCUCGUCACAUGAGCACAUCAUCCUGCACAGCCUGUCGACGGACGGCCUCUGCUCAAGCGACGGCUCGGUCAUCAUACAGACGGUAACCUCUGAUCCCGCCUCCUCAGACCCUCUCGGCCAAUCGCAGCUGGUUGUGGAGACGGAGGGGCAGAGCCAGGAGGACCAGCUGGAUGCUACGUGUCUACUGGAGGGGUCGGAGGGCGUCGUGACGGAAACGCAGGAGCAGAUGACGGGCGGCUUCACGGACAAGGAGCUGAGUUCCUCUUCAGUCGACGCUCCAGUGGUGCAUUCUGGGAUAACGCCUGGCAGCGCCGUGUUGAUUGUGUCCCCCCCAAACAUCAGCAGCACACUGACAGAUCCAAUCUUGGAGAACCAGGAAGGCUCCGACUGAGCUGGACUACAGAAGGACUCUACUCCCGGUCCCGGUGGAGACCCCUCUCCUGCACUCGUCCCCUGUUUUAAAGCGGGACGUGAACAUAAGGAACAGACUGACGUGGUUGUAAAUGGACGUUUUUUGAAACCCUGGAUGAAAUGUGAACCGAGACGUCCUGCAGUGCCAAAGAGACUCUAACAGCUGUGAUGUGAUCCCUUUAACAUAAGACAUGUUUGUACUCACGCAUUCUCAUGGAACCCUGAAGAAGUACUUUUGGGGACAGAUUGAAUUUUCCUUUUGUCAUAAAUCAUGUGAUUGUUAAUUAUAAUAAACUAUUUCAAUUUGUUUUCCA